AUGCGGGCGGUGCGGCUGGUGCGGCUGGGCCGGGCCUCGCUGGGGGCGUCGCUGCGGGCGCAGGCGGCGGGGGCGGCGGCGCUGCGGGGCCCGGAGGGAGCCGGGGAGCCGGAGCGGCUGGUGGUCUGGGAGCCGCGGGGCCCGGUCUACACGGCGGGGCUGCGCGGGGAGGAGGAGCCGGGCCUGGCCGGGCGGCUUCGGGCGCUGGGCGCGGAGGUGACCCGCCUGGGCCGCGGCGGCCGGCUGACCUUCCACGGGCCGGGCCAGCUGGUGGCCUACCCGGUGCUGGACCUCCGCCGACGCCGCCUGGCCCUGCGCGCCUACGUGGCCGCCCUGGAGCGCCUGGCCCGGGACGCCUGCGGACGCCUCGGCCUGCCCGCCGCCCGCGCCCUCCCGCCGCCCCGCACCGGCGUCUGGCUCGGCGACCGCAAGCUCUGCGCCAUCGGUGGGUGA
Molecule: messenger RNA, 453 nt
Organism: Notechis scutatus (mainland tiger snake)
Lineage: Eukaryota; Metazoa; Chordata; Lepidosauria; Squamata; Elapidae
Source: RefSeq, a predicted model, not a curated record